GCGCUGAAUUGUGUAUGAUAGAUGAGCUUGUGAGCAGUAGGCAUUUUCGGUGAAUUUUUUUCUUUCAAUCACGUCGCCAUAUUAUAACUCGUGUCGUAGAUUCGUAGCUUUCACUUUGUUGUAAGUGUAAAAUGGGCGAUUAUUCCUCAGUGGCUCCACCUCAAUCGCAACAGAACUUUAGUCAAUCAUCUGCAUUCGCAGCGGCGCUCCAACGAGCAAAACAGAUUGCUGCUAAAAUACAUCCAGGAAGUCAACAAACGACAGGUACCAAGCGCCCUAUGGAAGACGACUCCGGUCCAGACGCAAAGAAAUUCAGUAGCCCAGACUCAACUUCGUCAGGUGGAGGCGUUCCACCCGCAAAUAUGUCUCAGGCAAUGGCCCAAGCGGCGGCUGUAGCUGCCAGAAUUGCAGCAACGGCGGGUAAUACAGUCGAAGAGCAGAUUCGAUACCCGGACAAUAUGAUCGGAAUGAUGAUGGCGCGCGGCGUCAACGAUAAGGUGUCGCAGAUUCAGGCGGAGACGGGUUGCAAAGUGCAGAUGUCGAACGAAUCAGACCGGAUGUGUAUCUUGCGCGGUUCUCGGGAAGCAGUCACGAAGGCUCGGGAGAUGGUGCAGCAAAUGGCCAACCAGAGCGGCGGGGGAUCGGUGGAUGUGCUGUCAACGGUGACUAUUCCACCACCAGGAGCGAAUGGCUACCCUCCGUACCAGGAAAUCAUGGUGCCCGGACCGAAAGUAGGACUUGUGAUCGGGAAAGGUGGCGAGACGAUAAAGAUGUUGCAGGAGAAGACGGGAGCUAAGAUGGUGAUAAUUCAGGACGGACCGAACCAGGAAUUAAUUAAACCGCUCCGGAUAUCUGGUGACCCGCAAAAAGUCGAACAUGCUAAGAGUCUUGUGUUUGAACUAAUUCAGGACAAAGAGCAGUUCCGCGGUGGCGGGGCAUCGGGCGGCGAACAGGCAGAAGUGUUCGUCCCAAAAAUAGCGGUCGGGGUCGUUAUUGGCAAGGGCGGCGAUAUGAUUAAGAAGAUCCAAGGAGAAACGGGUUGCAAGUUGCAAUUUAUCCAGGGCAAAAACGACGGCCCGGGAGAUCGGCGAUGCAUCAUUCAGGGCACGCGACAACAGGUCGACGAAGCGAAGCGUAUGAUUGAAGAGUUAAUUGAUAGUGUAAUGAGAAAUAAUCCCGGGCAGAGGCAACAAAAUCAACAAGGCGGUGGCCCAAUGGACAAUGGCAAUUCUGCCUACGGUUAUGGUUACGGCGUAAAUCAUACACAGCAACCUCAGCGGGAAGAGGUUACAUUUGCAGUGCCAGCGUCAAAGUGUGGUAUUGUUAUUGGUCGAGGCGGCGAAACUAUUAAACUUAUCAACCAGCAAUCCGGAGCUUACUGCGAAAUGGAUCGUAGCGCUGUGAAUCCACCGUCCGAGAAAAUGUUCAAAGCUAAAGGCACUCCGGAACAGAUCGAGCAUGCACGACAAAUGAUCUCAGAGAAAAUCAACGUUGACAUCACGAUUCUUACCCGGAAACCCAUCGGAAACGCUCCGAAUCAUGGCGGUCCAGGCGGCGGUCAAGGGGGCUACGGUAACAUGCAGAACGAUCCAUCUGCGCAGCAAUAUCAGCAGCAAUGGGGCUACGCUCAGGGCUGGGAUCAAAGCCAACAACAACAGUCUGUUCAGAUGAAUUCGUCUGCAGGACAACCAGAUUAUUCACAGCAAUGGAUUGAGUAUUACAAGUCGAUGGGAAUGCAUCGUGAAGCGGAAAUGAUCGAGCAGCAAUUGAAAGCAAAACAAGCCGGACAACCAGGGGCAAUGCCAGGAGCAGCAACGAAUGGAGCAUCGGCACCGCAUGCACAACAAAUGGCCGGAGCCCAUAUGCAGCAGGCUCAGGGCGGACAAUCGCAAGACUAUAGUGCCCAAUGGGCUGAAUAUUACAGAAGUAUAGGCAAAAAUGAGGAAGCAGAGGCAAUAGAAAAACAAAUUCAAGCUCAAAAGGCUGCAACAGGUUCCAAUCCACAAGGGCAGCCACAAAGCGCAGCAGCACCACAACCUCCUCAGCCGGGUUAUCCUCAGCCAACUAUGCAACCGGCUGCUGCCUACGCACAAUAUUCACAAUAUUAUGCAGCGGCAGCAGCCGCUGGUCAAGGAGGCUACCCACAAGCUUAUGGAGCUUAUGGUGCUUAUCCAGGUGCAGCGCCUCAACAGGCUCCACAACCUCCUCAACCAGCACCGGGUGGACCUGGAGGCAACCAGCAGCAAUCGCAACAACAGCAAAAUGAUAAGAACUGAAGCCAAUUUGAGAGAGCGUAAAUAUGGUGGACGGUGUGUCUAGAGCACUGCGAUGGCUUCACAUAUUCAAAUUGAUAUCAUUUGAGAGAUGAAGUGCAUCGGAGGGCACUGUAGUGUUCGCUUGGCUUAUCCUCUGCAAGGUACAUUUAUUACAUAUAUUUUUUUUUAAAACGAGUUAAAAUAUUUGUGCAUUUUUAAACUAUUGAGUUAGCAUUCAUAAAUCCAGAGCCUUUUACUUAACUUCAUAAAAACUUGUAAUUAAUUUACUACAAUAAUAGUGUGUAACUUGUGGAUAGAAAGUUUAAUGGCGUAUUAUCACAGCAUUUUGAUGCCCCUCCUUGAUUAUUGCAUCGUCUUAAAAGAAGAAAAAUUGAAAUAUUUUCUAGGCAUGGUUGUAUUUUCAUUGAGUUUGUCUAACCAGGUUAAAAUUCAACGUAAAUUGAUUUCACAAACUUAUUUUCACAACCUUUAUACGUACACACGUGGAUCAAGUUAUAUACGUGUUGUACUCAUGGGACAGCAUUACUUUGGCAAGUUUUUCUGAUUUCAUGCUACACUUGCGUCGGUAUACGGCGUCUUAAUUGUUGAACUUUUGAAUUUUGGGUGAUUGAUAUAUUUUUAAAUUAUACAUGAAGUGGAAUUGUCAUAUAUUUGCAAACUUCCAAGGAAGCUUGAAAGCAUAUUCAGAAUCAGAGUUAAGUCUCAAAUCGAAUAUUUUCCGCUUGACCGUAGCAUUUAUAGAUCUGAAUAUGGAAGAAAAGCAGUGAAACAACUCUCUUUGCCGAAGAUUUCAGUUAGGGUAUUGCAUCUUUCUUUGUGUUUGUCAUGAGAGAUGGAUGGAUGGAGAAUGAGAAAUUUUGUAGUUUUCUGGUAUGCCAUCGCGCCUACUUUAUCAUAAUAUUUCUGAUGUGUUUUUCGGAGUGAAGUCAUCUCGUUUUGGAACCACUUUUCCGAACUGCUGCAACUUGGGUAUUUGAAAGUAUGAUCUGUAAGGCGUCAUCGACAAAAAGUUUGAGUAUCUAGCCAAAAAUGAUGCAUGCCAUUUCAAUUGCGACAAGGACGAGAUCUCUUACAUUCUUGCACAAUAUUGUUCGAUGCAAUUCAGUCACAUAAAUUCCUUCGAAGGAAAUAGAAACUGAAACAUAGCGUGAAGCGAAGUUUGAUGUUUGGAAACAUUCGUGUGAAUUUCAAGAAUACCAUAAUGCUGCUAAUAUAUUUGUUUUUUGUUACCUUCAUUGAAUAAUUGAGAAAUUUUCUACUGUAGAAGUUCGGUCGAGUGUUCAUUGUAAACUUGUCAAAAAUUUGGCAACGUCAAUUCCACUGUUAUCUAUGUUGUUUUGCCCGAUUGGUUAUAAUUAGAAAAAGACGAAUCUUUCCAUUAUUGCCGAAAGUAUUUUUUAUUUUCAAAUAUGAAUAUUUUGAAGAUUAGUUGAUUCAGUCGUCUCUAUGUCACUCGUAAAUAGCUGAGGUUUUGAAGUGUGUGUGACCAUUUUGAAAUACAACCCUACCGGCGAACAUUUCUCACACUGUACGUGGUGCGGAUGGUAAAAUUACCGACGCAAGGCUCGAAUUUGUGUGGCAAAAAAACAGAGUUAAAUAGGGCGGGAUUAAUUCAAUCAGAUGCGUUCUGUACAUCCUCCCAUAGAAGGAUUAGUUGAUAUGAGUCCAUGUGAUUGUAAACACAUUGCUGCAUGUAUUAUAAUGAAUCUCUUUUCAAGCCGACUGUUAAAUCGGAUGGGUAGUUGUGAAAACUGUACAUUUUUGCUGCUUAAAUAAUUGUAACAAUAUAUCGGAGAACUGUGAUAAUGAAUUGCAAUUCAAAUGAUAUCAGAACUGUCAACUGCUAUACGAUACACCAUGCAUGUAAGGGAUGCGCAAAACGCAUCUACGCAUUUGAUUGUGCCAGAAGUUACCUCUUAGCAUGGAAAACUUUUUGCCCAUUGUUAGUUUCGAGUGUACUCUCCUGUGUAUAGUUUUCUUGCUCCGGAUCUAAUUUACCAAUUACGAUGAAGUUUUUUCGCUGUUGUCAGCAAAGUGUGCAUAUUUGCCGACGUUGUAGUUUUAUUUUAUCAAAAUGAUAUUAAAGGAGAUGACAAAAAACUAUGGAAAGGAUUUUUCGUGAAAAUGGGAACUAUGUUUUUUGACAUCAUCAUGUGCCUCAUUUACUUCUCAAGAAGAAGGAGGCGGUUGAAAUGAGAAAAGCAGGGAUCAAGCGCAGUUGAUUGGAUGGACGGCGGAAGAAGUAUAACCGUCUUGUCCAAAAUUUCUGCCUAGCAGCAUUUAUUCAGCUGGAAAAUUCGGCGGCAUCGCCCAGAUGAUCUCCAAUUUCGAUUUCGUCGUUUGGAAUAGUUUAUAUUCAUUGUACAUUUUUUGAAGUAAACAAUUCUAUAUACAAUGACUGCUUGAGUAUAAACUGACACAUUUCUACACACCGAAUUAAAUAUCUCCCAGCGUUUUCAUUAUAUUUUACCUUCAGGUAAAGUUCACAUGAUUGGUAUUGUAUUAUCUUUCAUUCACCUGAAGAAAGUUCACCGGAUAUAUUUUUGAAAGCUAAAUAUAUUUUCAUUUCCAUCACCUCUCGCAUUUCGAGAACAUAAUUUCGAACUGCACGAAGGAACCAGAUAAAACCGAUCAAAUUGUUGUGAAUACUAUUUUAUCUUAAAUGAUAUUUCAGCACACAACCAACUUGCGAAGUAGCAAAUUGUUCAGCUGUCUGAUUGCAGGCCAGGCGUUCAAUAGCAUGGUAAGGUAAAUCUAGAUCAGUAAAAAUACGUUGAGUGUAUAAUCAAAUCUGCAAAUAUAACAAUUUUCAAAUAAAUAACAUGAGUAUAUGGAAUCAAAUGCUUAUAUUAUAUUCGUUCAUAUUAAAUUGAUACUAUAAAUAGUCAAUUAACAUAAAAAAACGUGGAGUGCAUCCAUGAGUUGUUUCAAUUUCUGUUUGUACUUAUUUAUGAGAAAUGUAGAAAUGAUUUGAGUGUAAAAUGGAAAAUUUAAAUGAAACUCUUUUGGAUGUUUUAGUGUAAAUUAUCGAUAAACGACAGGAUAAUCAACUGAAGUAUAUUAUUAUAUUCAUUUAUUGAUAUUUUUAUUUUCCCUAAUACAAGCCCAAUAUAACCACUUUCUAUAUUGUAUGACAAAAUAUUUUAUGAUAAGUAAACAUUUAACUGGAAGAAAAAGAAAACAUUGUGAAAUGGAAAACAAAGAAAUUCUGUUUAUCAUUCUUUAGCUCCGUGGUCUUGGGAACUUGUAUCUGAGACUGUGUGAGACAGAGAGGGGCCUGAACCAUAGUUGCGUAGCGAUCCAUACAUCAGUCCUCUUUUUCAAAAUGUUGGCGGGCUCAUUAUCUGCACUAGCACUCAUUCACACCCAAUUUCUGUUGUGCCGGAUUAGAAACUUUUCAAAUUCCGUAUGUGUUUUUAUUAUAUAUAUAUUAUUAUUGCAAAUUUUAUUGAAAUAUAUUUAGCCAAUAUAUAUUACUAUAUAUAUGUAUACCCAUACCUUUAAAUUACAUAAAAAUUUGAGAAUCAGCAGUAAAAUUUCUAUGAUGACCAAUUUAAUAGUUUCCUUUUGAAAAAAAAUGAAUAAAAUAUGGGAACUUCUAACAAUGUCCAUUGUUAAAACUUUAAUAUUUUUAAUGAAAUAUGUUUCUAAAUAAAAUGCACUAGGUUUCGUCUCCUCCGCACAUUCCAGAAACGAAAAAGGUAUAUUUUCCAAUAUAUUGAAAAUAUUUACCAUAUUGAUAUAUUUUUUAUUAUAUUAUUUAAAUCAUUUUAAAAUUUUACACAUAUGGAAUUUUAUAAUGCUAACCUGAAAAUUUUAUAUGUCAAAUAUCUUGUUAAAUAUGAAAUUUUGUGCGAAAUUGAAUAGUGCUUUCGCACAGAAUGUAUGUCCCAUUUCCCUUACACUGUUGUUCAGGCUCAAAAUAAAAAGAAAUCAUGUACAGCUCUUUCUUUUGAUGGCUCUUCCGGUCUACUUAUAUUGUAGUUAAGAUCUUCGGCAUCCCUUGUAAGUUUGGCUUACAAGCUGGAUUAGAAAUAAUAAACGGAAAAUAGGAUAAAUUA
Messenger RNA from Hermetia illucens (black soldier fly), 6337 nucleotides. It is a transcript of the gene Psi, whose product is annotated as far upstream element-binding protein 1. NCBI's taxonomy places the organism in Eukaryota, Metazoa, Arthropoda, Insecta, Diptera, Stratiomyidae. Bases 132 to 2276 code for a protein of 714 amino acids. Gene Ontology annotation, molecular function: mRNA binding. Gene Ontology annotation, biological process: regulation of DNA-templated transcription. The transcript has 10 exons. The record is from RefSeq and is a predicted model, not a curated record. Gene Ontology annotation, cellular component: cytoplasm; nucleus.